Molecule: messenger RNA, 1234 nt
Organism: Pseudomassariella vexata
Lineage: Eukaryota; Fungi; Ascomycota; Sordariomycetes; Amphisphaeriales; Pseudomassariaceae
Product: class 2 aldolase adducin domain-containing protein
Exons: 3
Coding region: 196-1089 (297 amino acids)
Cellular component (GO): cytoskeleton
Molecular function (GO): actin filament binding
Source: RefSeq, a predicted model, not a curated record
CGCGCCUUCCGAUGCCACGAGGUUACAACCCGCAUAAUCCGUUAUCUAUAGUUGCAGACGGCUCCGCAUUACCAGCCCAGCUACAUUAUACUUUUAGUCACUACUGCCUGCUUUUAGAGGAACUGUGGCACUUCACUGUUGUAACUUACAAUUGCUUGGCUCAAGACUGGUCCGCUGUCGUAUUCAGCUUUGGGAAUGGCCCCUUCAGCCUCCGAGCCCGUCACUGCCUCGGUGUCAGAGCCAGUUAAAAACAAGACCAGCAGUGGUGAUCCAGAUCUUGCAUUCACUCCGGAUGAUAGCACAAGCCCGCCCACCUUUACCGAUAAGCAUGAAGAGCGGAAAUACUUGAAGCACCGGCUCGCUAUUGCCUUCCGCAUCUUUGCUCAACUUGGCUUUUCCGAAGGCAUCGCCGGGCACAUCACCGUGAGGGACCCAGUUGACCCAAAUAGCUUCUGGGUCAACCCAUUUGGCAUGCAUUUCUCCCUGAUCAGAGAUGAGGACCUUAUUCGCGUGGAUCAUUCUGGCAAGGUCGUGGAUGGCGGCAAGAACUGGAGAUUGAACUACGCUGCAUAUGCCAUCCACGCAGAGAUCCACAAGGCCAGACCUGACGUGCUAUGCGCGGCGCAUUCCCACAGCGUUUACGGCCGGGCUAUGUGCGCCACUGGCCGCAAGCUGGAUAUGCUCACACAAGACUUCUGUAUCUUCUACAAUGACCAUGUGUUGUAUCCCAACUUUGCCGGCGUCGUGCUCGCUGCUGAAGAGGGACAACAGAUCGCCAAGUGUCUUGGAAAUAAGAAAGCGGCUUUGCUGGGCAACCAUGGGCUAUUGACCGCAGGGCAGUCCAUCGAGGCUACCGUGGCUUGGUUCGCAUUGCUUGAGAAGUGCUGCCAGGUGCAACUCGCGGCUGAUGCCAGUGCGAAUGGAAGAGGGCAGCCGCUUGUGGUGAUUGGUGAAGAGGAGGCGCAGGCAACGUGGAAUGCUAUCGGAAAAGCCCCCAAUGGAUACUUCAUGGGUCUCCCCCUAUUCCAGGUGGCCGAGGGGGAGUUCGGCGAAUCGACGUUCCUUGGACGGGGACUGGAGCCUUUGUAAGCAAGUUCUCCGAAGCUUGGAGGUGCACGGGAAUUCAACCGAAGUACGACUGGAGACGUGCUGUUACCAGAGACUGAAUAACACAAGUAUACACGAUGACCGUUUCUAGACUUUGUUAGUAACAUUACCACUGCUUGAUUUUGAA